Eurytemora carolleeae is the source of this 1685-nucleotide messenger RNA. RefSeq names its product U6 small nuclear RNA (adenine-(43)-N(6))-methyltransferase. The record is from RefSeq and is a predicted model, not a curated record. The coding region runs from base 16 to 1641 and encodes 541 amino acids. The transcript is spliced from 15 exons. NCBI's taxonomy places the organism in Eukaryota, Metazoa, Arthropoda, Copepoda, Calanoida, Temoridae. Gene Ontology annotation, biological process: rRNA base methylation. Gene Ontology annotation, molecular function: 23S rRNA (adenine(1618)-N(6))-methyltransferase activity. Gene Ontology annotation, cellular component: nucleus.
AUAAGAUUUUAGAAAAUGACGUUGAACAGAUUUAUGCACCCUGAAAAUCCAUUUCGAGUAGCUCCAGACUUCAAAGCACUUGCACUGAAGUAUCCAGAGUUUAUGAAACAUGUUUCCCAAGAUGUUGUUGGCAAAAUACAUUUGGAUUUCAAGAACCCUGACGCACUGCGUGAACUCAGUAAAACCCUGCUACUAGACUCAUUUUCACUUAGGGUUGAUAUUCCUGCUGGAUGUUUAAUUCCAACAAUUCCUUCACGGCUUAAUUAUCUGCUCUGGAUUAAGGAUCUGAUUAAGGUUUUACCUCCUGCGGAGAAGAUAACAGGCAUCGAUAUAGGUACUGGUGCAUGCGCAGUUUAUCCCUUGCUUGGUGCGCGGGAGUUAGGUUGGAGUAUUCUGGGAACUGAGUCUGAUGCCCAGAAUAUAAGUUCAGCUCGUCUCAACGUUGAACAAAAUAAUCUUCAGGAGAUGGUCGAAUUAGUUAAGGUGGAAAACAACAUGAUCUUAAACCAGGAAAUUCUAAACCACAGAUAUUUUACAUUCUCUAUGUGCAAUCCACCCUUCUUUAACAGAGAGGAUGUUGGCGAGGCUCCUGGUAAAGAUUGCGAAGUGAAGACCCAGGGUGGCGAGGUCAAUUUUAUAUUCAAUAUGGCAGAACAGAGCUCGAGACUGAAAACUCAAGUUCAAAUAUUCACCACACUACUAGGACAUAAGUCUAGUUUAGCGCCUGUUAAGAAGUACCUGAAAAAUAUUGGAGUCAAAUCUAUCUCAACCACAGAAUUCUGCCAGGGUCGGACAAUGAGAUGGGGGGUUGCGUGGACAUUUUUAGAUUUGGAUCUUACACAGGUCAUCAGCAUCAAGGCCAAGAAGGGUAAAGAGAAACCUUUUAGUUGGAGUUUACCCAGUGAAACAGUUAAUACACUUAGUCUGCUUCAAACCUUUAAAACAUACCUUACUCAAAUACAAGUUGACAUAGAAUUAAAGAAGGAGACAAAGCAUUUUUGCUCUGCCAGAUUGUCGUCAAAACAAACGCUGUGGAGAAAUCAACGUCAGCAGCGAAGAAAACGUAGACUAGAGGAACCUGCAGAAACCGCGCCAGUUUCUCAAAAAGGCGCCAAAUUCUCUGAAAUCCUUGAAAAUACUGGAAACGGUGAUUCUAGUGUUGAACAAUGUCUGUUAGAUGAGUUGCUGUGGAAGAACAGUGGUAGCUGUUUAAAUUCAAAGGAAAUUGGCUCAGCUUUGAAGGACAAAGCCAAAAUUAACGGUCAUGUUCACAACAAUUCAGACAUUCUCACGUCUCACGAUUCAAAUGGUAAAUCAAAUGCUUUUCCACCAUUGGUAAAAACUGACGCAAGUUUUGUUCAAAAGAACCAAAAAUCAGAUGUAGAGGACGAUAGAUUGAAUGAAGGUUCUGCUGAACCGAAAUAUGUAGGUGGAACUGAACCGAAAGAUAAAGGUGGAAGUGAACCGAACCACGAAGGUGGACGUGAAUCAGGGGAAACGGUGUUGGAGUGUGAUCUUGUGAUAAGAUUGUCCGGUGCUGUUGUUCAGGUGGAGGUUGCGUACAAGGCUGGUCAGGCGGGCAGGGAUGCUGCUCAUCAACUUCUUCAGUUUCUCAAGAACAAAUACAAUAAUCCAUCUUGAUUUAUUUAUUAUGUUUUACAUUUGUUUUAUUUUAUUUUCAGAAA